Scomber japonicus (chub mackerel) is the source of this 1482-nucleotide messenger RNA. RefSeq names its product ubiquitin specific peptidase 12b (gene usp12b). The transcript is spliced from 10 exons. The record is from RefSeq and is a predicted model, not a curated record. Gene Ontology annotation, biological process: protein deubiquitination. Gene Ontology annotation, cellular component: nucleus; cytosol. Lineage: Eukaryota; Metazoa; Chordata; Actinopteri; Scombriformes; Scombridae. Gene Ontology annotation, molecular function: cysteine-type endopeptidase activity; cysteine-type deubiquitinase activity. The coding region runs from base 79 to 1254 and encodes 391 amino acids.
UCUCUCCCGGAACUCUGCAGCCGCAACGGCUCUCACUAUUUCACCAUCGGGGGUUCGGUCCAACAUGGCAGCUUACGGAUGGAAAUACUGAUGACAGUCCGAAAGAUCGCCUCGAUUUGUACGAUGGGCGCCAAUGCCUCUGCCUUGGAAAAGGAGAUUGGACCGGAACAGUUUCCCGUUAAUGAACACUACUUCGGAUUGGUUAACUUUGGCAACACCUGCUACUGUAACUCAGUGCUGCAGGCUCUCUACUUCUGUCGACCGUUCAGGGAGAAGGUGUUGGCGUAUAAGGUGCAGCCGCGUCGUAAGGAGUCCCUGCUCACCUGUCUGGCCGACUUGUUCAACAGCAUCGCCACACAGAAGAAGAAAGUCGGAGUCAUCCCACCCAAGAAAUUCAUCUCACGACUGAGAAAAGAAAAUGAGCUGUUUGACAACUACAUGCAACAGGACGCCCACGAAUUCCUCAACUACCUCCUCAACACCAUCGCCGACCUGCUCCAGGAGGAGAAGAGCCAGGAGCGACAGCAGAACGGAAAACUGGUGCAGAAUGGAGGAGGAGGAGGAGGAGGUGGAGGAGGAGGUGGAGGUGGUGGUGGAGGAGAGGGAGGAGGAGGAGGAGACGGGGAAAGUGGAAAGGAGACGCAACAGACUUGGGUCCACGAGAUCUUCCAAGGCACACUGACGAACGAGACGCGCUGCCUCAACUGUGAAGCUGUGAGCAGUAAAGACGAGGACUUCCUGGAUCUGUCGGUGGACGUGGAGCAGAACACUUCCAUCACACACUGUCUCAGGGGCUUCAGCAACACAGAGACGUUAUGUAGUGAAUAUAAGUACUACUGUGAGCAGUGUCGCAGCAAACAGGAAGCUCAGAAAAGGAUGAGGGUAAAGAAGCUGCCGAUGAUUCUCGCCCUCCACCUGAAGCGCUUUAAGUACAUGGACCAGCUGCACCGCUACACCAAACUGUCCUAUCGCGUCGUCUUCCCGCUGGAGCUCCGCCUCUUCAACACGUCCGGAGACGCCACCAACCCGGACCGCAUGUACGACCUGGUGGCUGUUGUUGUACACUGUGGCAGUGGUCCAAACCGUGGCCAUUACAUCACCAUCGUCAAGAGCCACGGCUUCUGGCUGCUGUUUGACGACGACAUCGUAGAGAAAAUCGACGCCCAGGCGAUCGAGGAGUUCUACGGUCUGACGUCGGACAUCUCCAAGAACUCCGAGUCGGGAUACAUCCUGUUCUACCAGUCCAGAGACUGAUCCGGGCCAGUGGUAAAUCCCCAACGAACUGUCACUCAACAGAGGGGGGAGGAGGAGGAGGAAGAGGAGGGGCUUACGGCAGCCACCGACUCCGCCCAGUACGCUCACAUAAGUAUCCAGGCUUUAUUUCCUGUAGGCGGAGCUUUGCACUGGAGCGUCACAGCGGAUCGGUUGAGACGUCGUGUGCAGGUUUUUUUCGAAUGCCAGCCUCCUGGAUCGAGACCGUUA